Messenger RNA from Morchella sextelata, 921 nucleotides. RefSeq lists its product as uncharacterized. Gene Ontology annotation, biological process: mitochondrial respiratory chain complex IV assembly. The record is from RefSeq and is a predicted model, not a curated record. Bases 1 to 921 code for a protein of 306 amino acids. The transcript is spliced from 3 exons. Gene Ontology annotation, cellular component: mitochondrion; membrane. NCBI's taxonomy places the organism in Eukaryota, Fungi, Ascomycota, Pezizomycetes, Pezizales, Morchellaceae.
AUGAGCUGCCGCCCCUUCACUCUCCUCCGCCCCUUCACUCUCCUCCGCCCCACCAUCCGCCCCCGUCACCCACCCCUCCUCCCCCGCCGCCACGCGCACUCCCCCGCCGACGACCCCAACUUCACCUCCAUCCUCGACCAACCCCCCACGCUCAUCCGCAGCGGUCGCAAAAAGCACGGCCCAGGCCUGCUUAUCCUCGCCGCCAUCCCCAUCACCGCCUUCGCCCUCGGCACCUGGCAGCUGCAACGCCUCGAGUGGAAAACCAAGCUCAUAACCACCUACACCGACCGGCUCCUCCGCGACCCCCUGCCCCUCCCACCGCACAUCAACACGUCCCUCAUCCCCGAAUUCGACUACCGGCGCGUGCUCGCCAGCGGCCGCUUCCGGCACGACCAGGAGAUGCUGCUGGGCCCGCGCGUGCGCGAGGGCGAGAACGGGUAUCUGGUCGUCACGCCGCUGGAGCGCGAGAACGGGUCGACGAUACUGGUGAACCGCGGGUGGAUUGCCAAGGAGAAGAAGGAGCACAAGAGUAGGGCGCCGGAGGCCCUGCCGAGAGGGGUGGUGCAGGUGCUCGGGCUGAUGAGGAUGCCGUGGAAGAGGAAUAUGUUUACGCCGCCGAAUGCGCCGGAGCGGGGGGAGUUCUAUUUUCCGGAUGUGGCGGGGAUGGCGAGGUUGGUGGGGGCGCAGGAGGUGUGGGUGGAGGAGACGACGGAUCCGGAUUAUAUUGUGGCCAUGGACCACGCCGUGAAGGGGAUCCCGAUUGCGAGGGCCGCGGAGGUCAACAUCAGGAACAACCACAUGCAGUACAUCUUCACCUGGUAUGGCCUCGCGCUCGCCACAUCGGUCAUGUUCUACAUCCUCGUCAAGCGCCCGCCGCCAGACAUCACCAAGCGCGUGCGGCAGUCGGGCGAGUGGGCGUAG